CUCUCUCUCCUGCCCUCCCUCUCGGCAGCCGCGGCAGCCGAGCCACGUGGUGGGGCCGGGAAACCGCGGCCGCGGAGCACCCUGGCGGCUGCCCCAGCUGGGCAGUGCUGCUCUGCGCUGCGCCGCGCUCGGUGCCUGCGCUCCCCUCUCCGCACUCCCCGCCAACCGCCCCGGGGCGGGAGGCGCGCCCGGCAGUGGGGCGUCCAGACAAAGGAGGCGCGGCAGAGCCGGCGCGCGGGCGGACGGACCAUGGACUCCGAGCGCGAGCGGCCGGCCCCAGCCCUGAGGACCCGGCGCUCCCGGGCCCGGCCCUAAGGCGCCCGGCCCCGCCGCCCGGGGCGCCCAGCGCGGAGGACGCGGAGCCCGCGCGGCACGGAGGAGGCGGCGGCCGCCGAACCAGAGGGGCGCCGCGGCGGUCGGCGCGCGCGACCCCCGGAGCCAUGGGCAAGUGCAGCGGGCGCUGCACGCUGGUCGCCUUCUGCUGCCUGCAGCUGGUGGCUGCGCUGGAGCGGCAGAUCUUUGACUUCCUGGGCUACCAGUGGGCUCCGAUCCUAGCCAACUUCCUGCACAUCAUGGCAGUUAUCCUGGGCAUCUUUGGCACCGUGCAGUACCGCUCCCGGUACCUCAUUCUGUAUGCAGCCUGGCUGGUGCUCUGGGUUGGCUGGAAUGCUUUUAUCAUCUGCUUCUAUUUGGAGGUUGGACAGCUGUCCCAGGACCGGGACUUCAUCAUGACCUUCAACACAUCCCUGCACCGCUCCUGGUGGAUGGAGAACGGGCCAGGCUGCCUGGUGACACCUGUCCUGAACUCCCGCCUGGCCCUGGAGGACCACCAUGUCAUCUCAGUCACCGGCUGCCUGCUCGACUACCCCUACAUUGAAGCACUUAGCAGUGCCCUGCAGAUCUUCUUGGCUCUGUUCGGCUUCGUGUUCGCCUGCUACGUGAGCAAAGUAUUCCUGGAAGAGGAGGACAGCUUCGAUUUCAUCGGCGGUUUUGACUCCUACGGAUACCAGGCGCCCCAGAAGACGUCGCAUUUACAACUGCAGCCUCUGUACACGUGGGUCAUGGCGCGGAGCCGUGUCGGGUGGAGGGACCCCGGCAUUAGUGUCUGGGUAGCGUUUGCCCCACGCCCACCGCCGCGGCUAGACUGACCGCCGCUGCCGCGAGCUCUGGCCAAAAUGGCAGGCGCGCCCCCUGGCGGCUCCCUGACUGACUGCAGCCUGAGCCGGCUGGAUCUGGGUCUGAAGCGGACUUAGACUUGGCCCUUAGCAGCCUGGACUUGAGGGGUGGGGCGGGGAGCAGGGUGUGGCGGGGAGAAUCGCGGGGUUUGUAUUUUUUUUUUUUUUUUAAUCUCAGCCUUGACGUGUGCGGGAGACCCCCCCGCCCUUCUCCAGCCUCCCCUUUCUCCCUUCUUCCCCCAGCAUCCUGUCCCCUGUCCAGAGGGAAAGGGCAGGAGAGACACACACACCCCAUCUCCCCACAUUUAUUCACCAGCCCUGGGGAAAGUUCCCCCGAACCAUGAAGAGGAGGAGUCCUGGGUUCUAAUCGCAGCUCCAUCACUAACUCUGUGUGACAUCUGGCAAAGCCCUUGUCUUCUCUGGGCCUUAGCUUCUCACCUCAAAUAAUUAAAAUAAUCCCUUAGUAAAUGGAGCUCUUCCUAGCCUUUUCAUUUGACUCUCAAUUCUCUGGACUAUACUGGGGUUUUGCUAUAAUCCCCAUUUUGCAGAUAUGGAAACUGAGUCCCAGAGAUGUAAAGUGAUUUGCUUGAGGUCACACAGCUGGGCUUUUGGUGGAGGCAGGCCUUGAAUACAGUAUAUCAUCUGUAGUUUCAGGCUCUAAAACCCAGUGUCCAGUUUCUGAAUUCCAUUUCCAAGCCCCCUUCCAACUUGGACACUCUAGAACCCAUAUGGCAUACACCACUCUCACAUACCACCGCCACCACUUGCCAACGCCUCUCUUAAAGCAAUAUACCCGUUCUCUUGUUGAGCACGGGAUGGACAGAUCCCAGAGCCCUGAAUUCUGCCUGACCUACACGGAAGCCUUCUUAGACUCGGCCUCUGCCCACCCUUGGCAAAGCUUUCGAGCUUUCUCUAGCAAAGGGGGGACACAACCCCAUUGCCCCACUCCCUCCCAGGUCCCUGAGGCUGCUGCACCCAUGACCCCUCACCCCCUCAGCAACUUUGCCAACCUCUAAGGACACCAUCCACUUCAUCUGAUGAAAAGACCAGUGGUUCCAGCAUGGAAAAGGGCUCAUCUGUGCUGCCUGGCCACCAGUGUUGAAAGAUCACCAGCGUUCAUGAUCGUUUUGGUGUCCAGAAGCAACUUCUAACAACCCCAGAAGUUGUUCCGGAGAGGCAGAGUGGGGGAGGGAUGCCACUGGGGAGAGGGGUCUGGAGGGCCAGCACUCUUCCUUAAGAGCAAGUCGACGUAAGGGCUCAGUCUCCUCACCUCCCUCCUCAGACACCUCUGAGGACCCUGCAUCCCGUGUGCUGGCUGGUGAAUCCGAGGGCAGGAGGAUUGGGCCUCAGCUUCCAGUUUGUGAAACAGGAGUGGCCCUGGCUUAGGGAGGGUGGGAGGCCCGGGGGAACCAGGUGGAAGUAUGGAUGGUCGUACACCUGAGCCCCUCCAUGGUGACCAUUCCUCACUCUCCACAUGCUGAUCUGCCAUCCCCUCCUGUCUAAGGCCAAAAUAUCCUGAACUCGGACCCCACCCCAACAUCUAGUGUGCAGGUCUAUGCUGAAGAGCCAACCCUGGGCAUUUCUCUGGUCACUGCGGGACCUGAGAUCAGCCCUGACCAGCUACAGGUGCAGCUCAAGAGUGUGAUGGUUCCCUCCAGCCUGGCUGCUGCUCUGCCCCUGGGCCAACUCCUGCCUCCAGCCCUCUCCUCCCACCCCCAGCCAGCUGUCAUCUCACCCCGAACCCCUUUUCUACUCAGCAGGUUUAGCCACUGGUGCUUUGAAGCCUUUUGUUUUUAUAAGAUGGUUUUUUUUUCCCAAGGAGACCAGGUUUUCGUCUCACUGGGAACUUGCAAGGCAGGGAGUGUUGCCCUGGUUUCUGUGCAGGUGGGUUGAUUAAAGACUGUGUUUUCUCUCUUCCUGUCCUGCCCGUGAGUUAGCAGGGUCUUCUAAGGGAAAAGUCUCUGUAUGAAGGGUGGGCAGAGGUUGGGAACCUAUGUCAUUGUCAUGAUCAAACAUUCCUGGGACACUGGCCUGUGCCUCUGGCUGGCUGUGUGGCUUUGGACAAAUGAUCCUCCCUGUCUUGCUUCACAAUCCCUUGGAGAGCUUUCUAUUUUUCUGAUUAAGUGCAUUUUAAGAUUAUGCUUUCAAAUAUCAUUGGCAUCUUGGCUCUGCCCUCUUCUGAUGAUUCAGUUCCUGACUUGGAAUAAACUGGCAGACAGUGCUUUAGACAGAUUCCUGCCUCCCAACUGGGACAUCCUGGCUCUUUUACUGACCACACCACGAGAAUCAGUCUUUUGAAUCUUAAACAUUUAUUUUUGUGUGUAAAUAAGUAAUAUGUAUAUAUGACGCAGAAUUCAGAAAGUUUCAGGGGGCUAUGUACUCUUCACCUAUUUUUCAUAUCUUUCCAAAGAUAGUCAAUUUUUUUAAAUUAUAUAAAAUUUUCCCCCCUUUUCACACAAAUGGUAAAAUAUGUUACUUACUCUUCAACUCUACUUUUUUCAACCUAACUCUUGGAAAUCUCCCAAUAACACAUGUGGAGCUGUCUCCCAUUCUUCCACAGUGAUUUGGUAGAACUGAGAUUUUCAAGAUCUCCAGGUGACCUUGCAGUAAGGGCCAAGAACCAGAGGUUCCACA
Molecule: messenger RNA, 3809 nt
Organism: Bubalus bubalis (water buffalo)
Lineage: Eukaryota; Metazoa; Chordata; Mammalia; Artiodactyla; Bovidae
Gene: NKAIN1
Product: sodium/potassium transporting ATPase interacting 1
Exons: 7
Coding region: 441-1148 (235 amino acids)
Biological process (GO): regulation of sodium ion transport
Source: RefSeq, a predicted model, not a curated record